Sphaerodactylus townsendi is the source of this 1029-nucleotide messenger RNA. RefSeq names its product myeloid-derived growth factor-like. The transcript has 5 exons. The record is from RefSeq and is a predicted model, not a curated record. Gene Ontology annotation, biological process: positive regulation of endothelial cell proliferation; positive regulation of angiogenesis. Lineage: Eukaryota; Metazoa; Chordata; Lepidosauria; Squamata; Sphaerodactylidae. Bases 101 to 568 code for a protein of 155 amino acids.
GCCACCGCAGGAUUGCGCGAAAAGUCCCAGCGGCUGAUGGAAGAGAACUAAAAUUGACCCUCGUCGCUUGCCGUACCAGAAGUAGUCACGUUUUUUAAAGAUGGUGGCACCCAUAUCAGUCAGUGAGCGGCGGCUCCGGCAUGUUUUGCUUGUGCUCUUCUUCUUUUUGCACGUUUUUUUCUCCGCAGCGAGGGGCGAGGAAGGCGGCAGCACGGCCGAAUUCGACGUGAGGCCGGGGGGGAUGGUGCACUCUUUCUCCAAAAGCCUGGGAGAUUAUGCAUGUACUUUUACCUACGCAGCUCAGGGUGGGACAAAUGAGCAGUGGCAAAUGAGCGUUGGAGUCAGUGAAGACAAUUUGCUGUUCUCCUGUUCAGUCUGGAGUGCCAGUAGCUCAGAGACUGUUCGCAUGCUACGCAAGAGCCCUGACUUCUCUUGCAGCCGAGAGGCGGCUACGCCAGAGUCAGCCUCUCAGGUCUCUGUCGCCGCAGUAUCGCACAAGGAAGGCAAAUUCCGCUCGGAACUUUCCAAGCUAGUGAUAGUUGCAAAAACGGCCCACGAUGAACUGUGACCCUUUAGCCGGAAGAGUCUCACCUGGAACCGUAUGGCGGAAGAAGAGGGUGCAUCCACCUGUAUUUUGCCUGAUGAGGAUUGUCGGGUCAGGGUUAAGACUUCUCUUUUGUAUGCUGCGAUUUGCAGGCAUUCCUGGGUGUUCCAAAUCACUCAGUUUUGGGGUGGGCCAUCUGUUACCUUCUGCUUUUGUGAUCCGACAACUACAGAAAGUUCCGUUCAAAGUGAGGGACGUGAGUGUGGGUUAUCUUCUGCAGUUACCUUUGUCAGUCUGGAGCUGCAACGGUGGAACAUCACAGAAUUCACCCUUCUGGUUCCUCCAGAGCAUUUUCAAACCAGAGGGAUUUUUUCUCUUUUUUUAUCUUCCUGCCUCCUCUCUGCCCACAUAAUUUGGUUCAAUAAUGAUGAAGGACUCCAAUUUUCUUUAUUUUCCUUGGAAUAAAUCAUAUAUCUCUUAAAUUA